AUGCCGUCGCUUCAAGCGGUGAUGGUGCACGGCGGUGAGGAGAAGAAGGUGGGCGCCACGAAUGGAGCGCCGCCCACGUACACGCCCCAUACUCUGGUGAGCCUCCUCCGGGCGCGGUCGGAGCGGAGCACCAAGGCCGAGGAGAAGGUGGAGUGGGUGCGGUCGCAGCUCGUCGGCCACGACGCCGAGUUCGAGACGCCGUUCGGCCGCCGCGCGCUCCUCUACGCCGACCACACCGCCACCGGCCGCAGCCUCCACUACAUCGAGGACUACAUCCUCAAGAACGUCCUCCCCUUCUAUGGGAACACGCACACGGAGGACAGCUACGUGGGCAGCAAGACGACGCGGAUGGCGAGGAAAGCGGCGAGCUACAUCAAGCGGUGCAUGGGCGCGGGCCCCGACGACGCGCUGCUCUUCUGCGGGUCGGGCGCCACGGCGGCGGCGAAGCGGCUGCAGGAGGCGAUCGGGGUGGCGUGCCCGCCGGCGCUGCUGCGGGCGCGCGCCGGCGCCGCCUCCGCGCAGCAGCUGCUGCGCGCGGAGGAGCGGUGGGUUGUGUUCGUGGGGCCCUACGAGCACCACUCCAACCUGCUGUCGUGGAGGCAGUCCCUGGCCGACGUCGUGGGCAUCGGCGCGGGUGCGGGCACCGACGGCGACGACGGGCUCGUCGACCUCGCCGCGCUACGGCGCGCGCUGGUGUCGCCCGAGUACGCCAACCGCCCCAUGCUGGGCUGCUUCUCGGCGUGCAGCAACGUCACCGGCGUGCUCACCGACACCCGCGCCAUCGCACGCCUCCUGCACCAGCACGGCGCCUUCGCCUGCUUCGACUUCGCCGCCAGCGGGCCCUACGUUGACAUCGACAUGCGGUCGGGGGAGAUGGACGGCUACGACGCGGUGUUCCUCAGCCCGCACAAGUUCGUCGGCGGGCCGGGCACGCCGGGGAUCCUGCUCAUGAACCGGGCGCUCUACCGCCUCGCCGGCAUGCCGCCGUCCACCUGCGGCGGCGGCACCGUCGCCUAUGUCAACGGAUUCAGCGAGGAGGACACGGUGUACUACGACGACAUCGAGGAGCGCGAGGACGCCGGCACGCCGCCCAUCGUGCAGAAGGUGCGCGCGUCGCUGGCGUUCUGGGUCAAGGAGCACGUCGGGCGCGACGCCGUCGCGCUGCGGGAGCAGGUCUACGCGGAGGCGGCCAUGGCGCGGCUGCUCAGCAACCCCAACGUCGAGGUGCUCGGCAACGUCGCCGCGCGCCGCCUGCCUAUCUUCUCCUUCCUCGUCUACCCGGGCGGAGAAGGAGAUGACACCUCCUACGCGUCAGCGACCGGGAGCCCGCGGCGGCGGCGGCUGCCCCUGCACGGCCGGUUCGUCGCCAAGCUCCUCAACGACCUGUUCGGGAUCCAGGCCAGGGGCGGCUGCGCGUGCGCGGGGCCCUACGGCCACGCGCUCCUCGGCGUCGGCGAGGACCUCUCGCUCCGCAUCCGCGACGCCAUCGUCAGGGGGUACCACGGCGUGAAGCCCGGGUGGACGCGGGUCAGCUUCGCCUACUACCUCUCCCGCGACGAGUUCCGCUUCGUGCUCGCCGCCAUCGACUUCGUGGCCGCGCACGGCCACCGCUUCCUCCCGCUCUACAGCUUCGACUGGGCCACGGGAAACUGGGCGUUCCGCCGACGGACGUUCAAGCACCACGUCAUGAGGGAGGAGCUGCUGCGCGAUCACCGUGGCCGCCGCACCUCCACCACCACCGUCGUCGACGCCGAUUCGGACGACGACGACGAGCAGUACUACCCGAAGAAGAAGACCACCGCCGCGGAUCAGCAGCAGGCUGCUGGCCUGACCACAGACAAGUUUCAGAGCUACCUGGAGACUGCCACCAAGAUCGCGCUGUCGCUGCCGGACACGUACCAUGAACUCGUGGCGAGCGUGCCCAAGGGAUUGGACCCCAACGUUAUACUCUUUCGAGUGUGA
Messenger RNA from Miscanthus lutarioriparius, 1962 nucleotides. The record is from the annotation of a GenBank genome assembly. NCBI's taxonomy places the organism in Eukaryota, Viridiplantae, Streptophyta, Magnoliopsida, Poales, Poaceae.